AUCGUUUAGAGGUACAACACAGACCACCAUGGUAAACAAAGUCAUUCUCUCGACCUCAUUGGUCCUACUGGGCCUCUGUUUGGCAGCUCAGAAUGUAUCUGCAAGAAAUCAUCAACCAGCAGCGGUUUCCCCAGCACAGCAGUUCGUUGAUUCUCUUCCCGAGAGUUAUGCGACCAUGUUUUUGAAUUACUAUCUCGGUGUUGGCUUGGAGCAGCGCAAUCCAAAAUACGUUAACCAACGUUCUAAUGACAAUCUCUUCAUUAUUCUUGUGAAACUGUUCCAACCUCCAAAAGAUUUCGCCGAAAAUCUAUUAAAUUUCGUUGAGGCUACCUUCAAGCUUACGGAUGACGAUGUCUACAGGCUUGCUAGGGAUAAUACAGUAUGUACUCCGGCAGGCGAAUGCUUCAACCCGGGAGAUGUCGGAACCAUUUGCUGUCCAUUUUGAGCACCAACAGUGGCGUAACAUGAACUAAAUGAAAAGAAAUAAUGGUUCUAUAUCAGCAUUGUGGAGUAUACUACCAACAAAUUAUUUACUCCUAGCGGGUACUGAUGUUUUGCUUAAGGAAAAUAAAAUUAUAAAACUGAACUGUUUAUAAU
Messenger RNA from Wyeomyia smithii (pitcher-plant mosquito), 597 nucleotides. RefSeq lists its product as uncharacterized. The record is from RefSeq and is a predicted model, not a curated record. The transcript has 3 exons. NCBI's taxonomy places the organism in Eukaryota, Metazoa, Arthropoda, Insecta, Diptera, Culicidae. The coding region runs from base 29 to 445 and encodes 138 amino acids.